This is a messenger RNA of Engraulis encrasicolus (European anchovy), 2243 nucleotides long. RefSeq names its product zinc finger DHHC-type palmitoyltransferase 13 (gene zdhhc13). Lineage: Eukaryota; Metazoa; Chordata; Actinopteri; Clupeiformes; Engraulidae. Bases 228 to 2171 code for a protein of 647 amino acids. Gene Ontology annotation, molecular function: protein binding; palmitoyltransferase activity. Gene Ontology annotation, cellular component: Golgi membrane. The transcript has 17 exons. Gene Ontology annotation, biological process: protein palmitoylation. The record is from RefSeq and is a predicted model, not a curated record.
UGGAUGGCGGUAUCAGUGCUGCCAGGGGCUUGCUUGACUGCUCAGAGCCAAUCAACGACAACGAGCUCGGUAUGCAGGAAGCGCAGAGGAGUGGUGCAUGCUCGUCUGCUGUAGUGUCUACACAGCUGCAUGUCUGCCAAAGUAAACGUGCACUUACCUAGUUUCAGGCGACAGAUUAGGCUGGCUAGACAACCAAGGUAGCAGACCUCAACCAACUCCCUCACGCAAUGGACUGGGAAGGAAGCAGUGAAUCCCACAGCCAUAUGGAGGAUGGGUGCCAUGGACACGGACACGGACACAGUCACGGCCCUGGAGGGCACGGUUUUGGCGGCAUGGGCCACGGGUUCAUGCCAGGUCUGCCCGGUCAGUUUGCCCCGAGGGGAGAGGCCAUGACAGACCCGACGCAGCAGCCCAAGAAACGCUCACACAUGGACGACAGCAGCAGUUGGGAUAUCGUCAAAGCAACACAGUUUGGAAUCCUGGACAGGUGUAAAGAGCUCAUCGAGGCUGGAUAUGACGUCACGCAGCCAGAUAAGGAGAACGUGACGUUGUUACAUUGGGCAGCUAUUAACAACCGCCUGGAGUUGGUCAAGUACUUCAUAUCGAAAGGGUCAGCCAUCGACCAGCUGGGCGGGGAUCUGAACUCCACGCCACUGCACUGGGCCAUACGGCAAGGUCACUUGGCCAUGGUAAUCCAGCUGAUGCGUUACGGUGCCGACCCCAAUCUGGCGGACGGGGAGGGUUACCGGGGCCUGCACCUGGCCGUACUCUUCCAGCACAUGCCCAUCGCAGCUUACCUCAUGGCCAAGGGACAGGAAGUGGAUUUAAUGGACCAAAAUGGACAGACCUCUUUGAUGUUGGCAGCUCAAAAAAUCAUUGGGCCCGAGCCCACCAACUUCCUCAUCAAGUGCAAUGCCUCGGUGAACGCGGUGGACAAGGUGAAGAGGAACUCUCCGCUGCACUGCGCCGUGCUGGCGGGAAACGUGGACUCGGUCCACAUCCUGCUGGAGGCAGGGGCCAGCGUGGACAUGGAGAACGGAGAUGGUGACACGCCGAUCGAUCUGGCCCACCAGGUGCACAGUCCGCUGCUCAUUCACAUGCUCAACCAUAUCAAGCAGGAGAGGAUCAAGUCCAACUCCGCGUGCCUCAAGUUCUUCAACAGAUACAGGACGUGUCUGCAGCUGCUGUUCUGUGUGUUCGUGAUGUGGGCGGUGGGAGGCAUCCUCAAUAUGGCCUCAGAGUCCUGGCUGCUCAAGGGAGUCCUACUGGCCUGCAUCCUGGCAAUGGUCAACCUCGCAUCACGCCAGACAUCAGGGUACAACAUCCGGGACCAGAUCCCCUCCAUGACCCUCAUGGCCUCCAUCUUCUGGAUGCUCUUCACCUGGUUCAUCUACUUCAUCCCUGAUAGUCCGAGUGCCACGGUGCAGGUGCUGUUCACCCUGAACGUGACAUCGCUGCUCUACUACUACUUCCGCUGCAGCAGGACAGACCCAGGGGUCAUCAGAGCCACCGAGGAGGAGAAGAAGAAGAACGUGGUGGUGCUGGCGGAGGCUGGCUGCCUGGAUCCCAGGAUCUUCUGCACCUCCUGCAUGAUGAGGAAGCCAAUGAGAGCCAACCACUGCAUGGCAUGUGACGCCUGCGUAGCCAAGCAGGACCACCACUCUGUCUGGAUAAACGGAUGCAUUGGUGCCAGGAAUCACCACUACUUUGUCCUCUUCCUCUUCUCCUUCUGCUUUCUCUGCGUCUGGAUGUUCUACGGAAGUCUUGUGUACUACACCAGGAACUGCCCGCUGCACUACUCGGACCAGGGCCUGUGGGCGGCCAUCACGGGGCUGGUGGGCUGCUGCCCCUGGGUGCUCUACAUCUUCGGCCUGGCCUUCUUCCACCUCGUCUGGGCCUCCAUCCUCUUCCUCGUGCAGCUCUUCCAGGUGGCGUAUUAUGGCCUGACGACAGCGGAGAGAGCCAACCUGAUGAUGCGGCAGAGGAAGAUGCCCCAGCCCAUGUCUCUCAGGCAGAACCCCUACAAUUUUGGCGUGCUGCGGAACCUGAUAAACUUCUUCCAGGUGCGCUGCUGUGGCCUGUGUAAGCCUGUGGUGGUGGACUGGACGCAGCAGUACUCCCUGGGGCUGGGCCGCGACUCGCCCAUGUUCGGAGGCACUGAUGCCGUCUGAUGUCCGCUCCCUUCCCCUCCGCUCCCCUCACCUCCCCUCACCUGGGGCAUAUACUAAGAAGCUGGUUCAGGA